Messenger RNA from Amyelois transitella, 7507 nucleotides. It is a transcript of the gene lgs, whose product is annotated as collagen alpha-1(I) chain. The coding region runs from base 379 to 4500 and encodes 1373 amino acids. The record is from RefSeq and is a predicted model, not a curated record. Lineage: Eukaryota; Metazoa; Arthropoda; Insecta; Lepidoptera; Pyralidae. The transcript has 21 exons.
AUAAACAAAAAUGUCACCGAUCCUGAUUUUUUGUUUCUUGCUGCAUACCUAUCACUAAACCUUAAUUAUAUCACAAGAACGAUAUAAAAUUAAACUAGUCGCUUUCUCCAGUGAAUUAAUCUCUACUAACGAACGUCCAAAAGUAAUUAAUCGGCCAUAGUAGCGUGCGUUUCGUGUACGCGCGCCUGUCUACACCCGACCUAUCUCAUUGUUUAUGUAUGGAGAAUAAGCCAGGAAUUUUUAUGGAGUUUCGCAGCGUAAUCUUAAUCUAAGUGAAAUUUUGGUUACAAGUGUGGAUCUAGUCGGUGGGAUAGUGAUGAAGACAAUGCGCGCCGCCUACUUGUAAAUCAAGUCAAGUUGGCGAAGGCACGCAGGGGUAUGAUUAAGGAGAAGGAGAAGGGAGGGGGUGCUCGCCUCAAAGACGAGCCUAAUGACCCCACAGAGCCUGGCCACGGCUCUCGGCCGCCUUCAGCGUCGCUGCCGACCCCGGCGGCGCUGAAGAAAGAGCCCGAGGACGGACCUCACCGGGUCAAGAUUGAACCCCACCAGCAAGGAGGCGAGGACUCCGCCCCCGAUCUAGCGGUGGACGGGAUCAAGACUGAGAUUGACACACUCAUGGACAACGAUGUCCCACAUUCAGGCGACCCCACAAAGUCUCCGUCGUGCGAGAUGGGCGGGCCGGGGUCGCUCAAGUCGGAGCGGCUUUCUUCAGAUUCCAACGAUAUACUGGAUCCGCAGACUGGACUCAGAGGCAAUACAGGAAAUAUGCAGGAUGGUAACCAAAAUUGCCGGAACCCAAACGUGGGUCCCGAAGGUUUGGGGUCCUGCCGCAUGGGCGGCGGCGGAGGGCCCAUGGGGCCUGGGGUCUCCAUGGGGCCCAUGUCCGCCAGCGAGGCACAGACACUACCUUCCAAUGUCAUCAGCAAACAGGCGGGCAGUAUGGAGCAGCAAAGCCAGAUCUUCGUGUUCUCCACGAUGCUGGCCAACAAGGGUGCUGAAGCGGUGCUAUCUGGACAGCAUCACUCCAUCAUCUCGUACCACUGCGCACAGCCUGGCACUAAGAAGUAUUUGGAGAAACACCCUCUCAAGAUGGGUCAGUUCAACAAGCAGAGUCCGGCGCAAUGGCUCAACAACCUCGCCAUGGCGAAGACCAGGGGAGGAAUGAGAGGCGGCCCUAACAUGAUGGGCGGGCCUAAUCAAAUGGGGCACAUGAUGGGCGGUCCAAUGGGUCCUAACAUGGGGCCAAUGGGACACGGCGGUAUGGGCCACAUGGGCCCUAAUAUGAUGGGUCCAAACAGGAUGGGAGGGCCCGGUAAUCAGAUGAUGAUGAUGAAAGGAGGCCCUGGCCCCAUGGGGCAGAUGGGGCCGGGCAUGGGACCCAUGGAUGGGUUUCCAGGAGGCACCCCGUCCUGUGGUGUCAUGGACGGCCUCGGUGCUGAUGGUGAAAUGCCCUGGGACACCAAAAACCCCUCCGUAAUGUCGAACGGCAUGGCAAAUGGCGGUGGUAAUAUGCCGCCGUGUUCAGAGUCAAAUGCCAACGACACACCCACCUCUGGUGCAGAUUCGUCUGAGACUUGCCAACAAGGGCCUAAAGGUGUUAAAAUACCAGAUGAAAACUUAACGCCGCAGCAAAGAGCACAUCGCGAAGAGCAACUGGCCACGAUACGCAAAAUGCAACAGAUGUUGUUCCCCGAAAGUGGCGGCAGCAACCCCAACCAGGGUCCCAACGACCAAAACCAACAAAACAACGAUAUCAACCCGCCUAAUUCAGCAGGAAACAUGAACAUGCCCUUCCCACCUAUGUCGGGAAUGGGGCCAAACGGACCUAUGGGCUCUGGACCUAACGGGCCUAUGGUGUCAAUGUCAAACAGUAUGAAUUCCGGCGGACCCAAUUGUACUAUGUCCGGCCCGAUGGGACCCAACGGACCUAUGGGAGGACCGAUGGGCCCCGGAGGUCCAAUGGGGCCAAACGGACCUAUGGGUGGGCCAAUGGGAAUGGGCGGCCCGGGCGGUAUGGGAAUGGGGCAUGGAUCGAUGGGGCCUAAUGGCAUGAUGGGGCCGAACGGGCCCAUGAUGCCGGGUAUGGGGCCUAACGGACCGAUGGGGCCAAUGGGCCCGUGUGGGAUGAAAGGAAUCAGAGGAGCGUGCGGAGGCCCGGAUAUGAAGGGAGGAAUGUGCAAUGAUAUGCACAUGGGAAGAGGAUGCGGUGGCCCUAUGGGGCGAAUGCCCAACCCAAUGGGCGGCAUGGGCGUUCCUAAGCCCUGCAUGAUGGGCGGACCCCACAUGGGACCCCGGAUGAUGCAAGGGCCUAAUAUAAACGCUAUGAAUGGUGGUAUGAUGAUGGACAGCGGCAUGAUAGGCAUGCACGGGGAAUGCGGGGACCACCACCCGAUGCCCAACGGGCCCAUGUGCGACGACUACGGCCGCGGGAGAAACAUGGGCCCAGGCGAUCCUGGCGGGCUGGGUCCGGGCCCGGGGCGCGGCAUCCGCAGCCCAAAGAGCCCCAACGACAUCGACUGGCACAAGUUACACCACCAGUUCUUCGAUGACCCCAAGUCUAUGGACACUGAACUAGGAACACAAGCAAAAUCGCCUUGUUCAGAACGCGGCGGCUGCUUACCGCCGCCGCCAUACGGAGCCUCGCCUCUACACAGAUCUGCCUCAGUACCUAUUGCAACACAGUCCCCCAGUCACGGCUCGGUACAAAUGCCGAUGUCGGCCGAAGCGUCCCGAGCGGGUUCGGGGCUGAACAGUCCCGCGCACUGCAAACAGGGGCCCAAACAGGACGCACCCGAAAUACUAGAGAAGUUGGACGAUGGCGUGUUCGUUCGAACGCUCCAAUGUUUGGCGGCGCAACAGCAGAAGAACCAGGGCGGGUCGCAUAGCAAGGAGCCAAGUUUGAUGCCCGUGCCAUCCCCACAGCAAAUAUCUUACCUCAACCAGUUCGAAGGCCAAGAGCUGACAAUACAGAAGCAGCCGAACACGUCGUUGAAAGACAACGGGCCGCCGUCCAAUAGUGGCGGUCAGACGCCGCAGUCGGCCUCCAAUCAGAAGUCUCCUGCCGGCAUGAUGCCGGGCACGCCAGAGCCCCACGGCGCGUGCAGCGGGGGCUCGCUCACGGAGCAGCGCUCGGGGCGGUUCUCGCUCGACCACAGUCCCGGGUUCAAUCCGCAAACGCCGCAGUCAAACACCAACAAGUGUUCUCAAGACGAGAAAUCCCGGCCGAGUCCGUCCUCGAACCGGUCAAGUCAAGACAGCGCCUCAAAAACACCCCAAAGAGACUCCGGCCUCAGCCAGGGUCCCUACGCCCCGUCGUCUUCAGCGGCUUCGUCUUCUGUCAAAAGCAGUUGUAGCGUCGCCUCCGCGCCUUCCAACAGCAUGGAGGAUAGUUUGGCCGGCAACACGGAGACGACGUUAUCAGGCGGGCCGAACAGCACAACGCUCCCGGGGCCGUUCCCCGGCUCGUGCAGCAUGAACAGGCCCGACAAUAUCCCCAUCAACCCCAACCAGGGCCCCGGGGGUCCCAUGGGUCCUAACUCGGCCUCGUUCGACCCCAUCUCGUCGCUGGCGCAGAUGUCGCAGCAGUUGACGUCGGGCGCCCCGGGCCCGGGCCCGCCGGGGCCUGGGGGCCCGGGACCCAUGGGACCCUUCGCCCCUGCGCCACACCACAUGCAGCAUCACCACUCAAUGCAUCCGCAUUCGCAUCCACAUAUGAUGAUGAAUGAUUUAGGCUGCCAUAUGGACAACAUGGGCGGCCCCGGCAUGGGGGGGCCCAUGGACUCGAUGAUGGGCGGCGGCGACUUCCCGCCGGACAUCAACCUCAGCCCCAAGAUGGGCAACAUGCCCGGCAUGCCCUCCGACGGCAUGAUGACCAGAAUGCCGGGCCCCGGGAAAAUGCCGCCCUUCAACGGAGCCAACGUCCAAGUGAAAGCCAGCGCGCCGAACACGAUACAGUACCUCCCGACUAGGCCUCAAAUGCCGUGUAACUCGGGCCCCAGAGGCCCCCCCAGCCUGGACUUCCUGCAGCGAGUGACGAGCCCCAUGCAGCUGGAGGGCGGCAAGGGCGUGCAGUACUUCCCGGGCGCGCGCGCCGUGGACGUGGAGGGCGCCAUGCGCGGCGUGCUGCGCGCGCCCGGCAUGCUGCGCAUGUCGCCCUACCCCGCAGGAUUCAACUCACCCCCAAAGAUGGGCGGCGACCCGUUCGGCCCCGGCGGGCCCGGCGGCCCCGGCGGCCCCGGGCCCGGCAUGUGCGGCCCGGCGCCCGGCUUCCGCGGCGUGAAGGGCGCCAUGGGCCCGGGCGCGCGCCUGGGCGCCGCGCAGCCGCUGCCGCCCUCCAUGCAGGGCGCGGGCUUCAAGGGGCAGGGCUUCGCCGUGCCGUCGACGGCGGACCCCAACUACGCGGCGCAGUUCCACAACUUCCAGCAGCAGCUGUACGCCACGGGCAGCCGCGCCGGCGCGCCGCACGCGGGCUACGCGCACGGCAGCUACCCGCCCAAGUGAUGCCGGCGGCGCCGUACGGCUGACACUCGUGUACUUAAGGACUCGCCCCGGCUGUGCGGCUGAUUGUGUUUCGAUUGCUGACUAAUUUGUUGUUGUUUACGCGGAUAUGCUUAUAAGUUUGUGUAAAUUUGUUUUAGAAUUUCCAAAAGAGUUUCAGUAGUUUGGAUGGAAUUACUGCAGUUUUUAGUUACUCUGACUACAGAUUGAAAUAUUAGACUGACUAAAUUUUGAAAAUAUUAAAAAAAAAAAAACAUAAUAAGCAACCAAAAAAUUAGCUGCUUUUCUGAAAUAUAAUCAAACAUUUUUCGCGCUGGGAGUGAGGAAAUUAAUGUUCCCUAAACGUUGGUCCUUCGCCGAUACAAUUUUGGUGUUGAGACGUUUUGAACUGAUCCCCUCUUUACUAGUUACUCUGUAAGUUACGACUAAACGUUGUUCGCAAGCCCUAUGUCGGACACGCUAAAUGACAAAUUUCGCAUAAAGCCAGUUUUUGACUUAACAGUUUUGCUACGCGGUAUAGAUACAGUUUUUUGUAAAUAAAUAACAUUGAUAGCGGUAUUUUUUUAUGAUUAAGUUUAUAGCAUUUUGUGCGGUUCAUUUUUACUUCUGACAUUUUAUGAUGUAAAUAUGAGUCUUGCCGUUUUGCGUGUCUGGCAUUUUGCGCGUGAAUCGUUUUAUGAUGCGUUAGUGAAUGCGAAUGCGUUUUGUACAAAUUGUACAAAAUUAGACGUGUUAUUGUGUACUCUACAUAAUUUAAAGUACAGUCUAGUGGUAAUUUGUUCGCUUAUGGCAAUAAAUUAGUUUAAGAUGAUGAUUUUUUUACAGAGACAUGCCAGAAAUCAAUGUAAUCGGUUCCUUUACUUAGCUAUUUUAUGUACGAUUCCUAUGCACACAGAUAAUCUAGUCAAUUUUGAAAUUAAUGGAGUCCAAUUUGUGUACACAGCCGCUCUAGACCGCCCCGGUUAUGCACAUUAACUACAUGUUAAACAAUUCGUCCUUUUUAGUUUAAGAUUUUUACCUAAUUAGUGAAAUUGGUUUUAUCAUUAUUAUUUUGGCGCACGGCCAGUAUCUCUUGGAAUUAAUUGACCAGUCUAUACGACUAAUUUUAUUACUUUGAUCUGAUAGCAAUGUUUUUCCGUCUUCCAAUACCUAUAAUAGACUUUUAAUUAUACAGUAAGUGGAGUAUACACUAGUGCUCACUGACAUUUCAGACUUACAACACGAUUAGCGUAGUUCUACUUUAAAUAUUUUUUAUAUAUAUAUAUAAUUAAAAGUACUUAAAAUCUGAUGCCAUAUUAUUUGCCACAUGAUUUUGUUCUCGUGAUAUGUUGUAUCUUAAUUUAUCGCUUUCUACGGAGUUUUUUUUAUGUCGAAUGUUUUUGACACGGUUUUUACGGCAUAGUAUUAAAGUGCUAGGCUAGUUCGCACAUUGUGGAUCCACGGUGGCCUUUGACUCAUGGCGCCUUGUUUAUAAGCAAUGAUCGGGGUGAGGCCCGGGACCAUAGCGAAGUGAGCUGCGGUUUGCGGCAUUUUAAGCUGCCUAUAAUGUUGUGUAGAGUGACGUUAGAGUAAAAAAAAGUGAAAUAUUGUUUUGAAAGUGCUCAUUUCGGAUUAAAUGAAAAAAGCAUUUUAAACUAUCAUCGUUAGGAUAACAGCCUGCGAUUUAUCUUUUCAAAUUAUUUAGUUUUAAGACUUAACGAAACUUGCGCACACGACAUCUGCCGGCAAUUCGUCGCUCACUUCACCCCCCUCGAGAUUAUUAAGGCCUAAGCGAGCCUCUUAAACGGGAGCUUCGUGUGAAGAUUUACUGAAGAAAGUCAGUUAAGUUGUCUUAUCUAGUAGAUAUUUUAUUAUUUAUUUAUAUAUAGUGAAACAAGAUGUUAGGUGUCAUGGUGAUUUAUGACUUUGUAGCGUUGUUUACAAAAGAAAACAGAAUGAGAGUUUACAACGAGGUAAAAUAGAAUUAAUAUCCUAGGCCUAUCAUAGAUGCGAAUUCCUAUAUGGAAUAUCAACUAUAACUCACUUUAAUUAAUAAAAAGAAACUGGUCCUAUUACCACAUACACUAGGAUUUAGUGUCUAAACACACUAUGCCGAAGUUACGCGACCGAAAUUCGGCGGCUGAUUUUACGUUCCGACGUGUUCGGCUGAUAUGACACAUCAUUAGUGCCGAACUUACGCGGCAGAAAUUCAGCUCCGCAACGCUCCCCGCUGCUCCCCACCCUGGAUCUUCGUCGGUAAUCGAACCGAACUUCGGUCGUGUAUAAUGUGUUGCCGUAUCGCCGAAUCGCCGCCGAAAUAAAAUAGUAAUUCAAAUAGCAUUGCAAGCGUAAUUGCGCCGAACUUCAGCCGCGUAACUUCGGCAUAGUGUGUUUAGACACUUAGGAAUGGGUUGUGUUUAAACGCUCUUAAGAUUUGAACGAAUCUUAAGCGUUCGGUUUACCUGUCCAUAUUUUGUUAGCAUGCGUUUUGUUGUUCGGGCAUAGAAAAAGAAGUACGCUCGUUACUAUAAAUAAAUGUGAUUCCCCCGAAGCUCCCGUAUGUGGGUUCGGGCCUAAUGGCAUGAACAUUUGAUAACAAGCACAACAAAGUCCAGUGAAAACACCCGCUCGAUUAGAUAGUGUUAAUUUAACUGUAAUUAUUAAUAUAAGGUAAAGAAUGGUUCUUGUUUUAGGAUAAGUGAAGAGCAAUGAUAUAAAAUAGUUUGUGUAAUAUUGAUAAGAAAUGAAAUUAAGAUGCAAACUAUUGGUUGUGAUUAUGACACAAUUUGUUAAGUUGUUCGUAGAUUGUGACACAGUAAUGUGGACUUACUGACGAUAAGACCCUUUUUAUUUUUUAUUUCCUUGUUUUUUGGAUAUUUUUUACUUGACGUUCUCGUUUGUACAUCGCUAACAAUAAUUGUACAGAGUACUUUUGGACUUAAUUAAGGGCAAUAAAUGUAUUUAUUUUAUAACUCGUGAUGUAAGAAUUUAUUCUUAAUUAUUAUAAAAAAAAAUAUACGAUAUGCUUGUA